This is a messenger RNA of Asparagus officinalis (garden asparagus), 2880 nucleotides long. Its product is annotated as coilin-like. Gene Ontology annotation, molecular function: U2 snRNA binding; U1 snRNA binding. The record is from RefSeq and is a predicted model, not a curated record. Gene Ontology annotation, biological process: spliceosomal snRNP assembly. The transcript has 14 exons. The coding region runs from base 56 to 2482 and encodes 808 amino acids. NCBI's taxonomy places the organism in Eukaryota, Viridiplantae, Streptophyta, Magnoliopsida, Asparagales, Asparagaceae. Gene Ontology annotation, cellular component: Cajal body.
GGUUUAAGGGGAAACCCUCCCCAAGAGCGCUCCCCCAAAAUUUCCGCCAUCGGCCAUGGAAGAGGAGGAGGCGUUGAGGGUUCGCGUGGUCUUCGACGAUCGCAAGCUCCUUACAAAGCCUCAGAGAUCGGAGGGUCUGAAGCGGUGCUGGCUUCUCUUGAGGAGGCCAUCGAUCUCCACCAUCUCCGACCUCGCCUCUUAUAUCCUCACGAGCUUCAAUCUCAAGCUCUCCUGCCCCCAUGGCCUCCUCCUCUCUAUGGAUGAUUUUGUUUUACCACCUUUUGAAUCAACAUCUAUUUUGAAAGACAAGGACAUCAUCAGGGUCAGAAAGAAGGAUGCUAUAGUGAUAGAUGUGAUAGAGCUUGGUGAUUAUUCAUGUCAAAUGCAGUGUUCCGGAGUUCUGGAGAAGCAAAAUACAGUUUCUAGUGAUAAACUUCUGCCAAUAAGAGAAUUUGGAGAGGAUUCAGGUUGCGAGACAAAAAAUGAUAAGGAAUUAUGCACACACAAUGAGAAUGCUAUCCACACGGGAACAAAAUCAAAGAGAAAAAUUAAACAUCCAGAUGGAAUUGAGGGCUCCAACAGCAGCUUACGUGCUUGUAUUUUAUACAAUAUGAUAAAUGGUAACCCUCAUUUCAUCUCCAAGGAGCCAAACACAAUUGGUGACGUGGAGGAAGAUACUGCUGGCAGAAAUGAAGAUAUCCAUUUAGGGAAGACCUUAGAGUCCUCUAAAAGAGGCAGCUCACGGAGAGGUUCACAUAAGAAAGCUGAGAUGCCCUCUCGAAAUGGAAAUAUUGUUUCUCAGCUAAAAGAUAAUGUUGCACAGGGGACAAGUUCUGAUCAAAGGGAAAAGAGGAGGAAAAAAUCAAGGUUGACCAGCACUGAAAAAUCAAUCCGUACUGCUGAAGGAGCGGAAAACAUUUCUAGAGAGCAGAAGCAGAGCAAUAGUCAGAAGGAAGUCAAUGUUGCAAGAGAUCUACAUAUGAAGAAUAAACAAUCUGGUGAAGAUGGAACCCACAAUGCAGAAGUUGCUUCCCAACCUAGUGAUAAUGUUAAUAAAAAUCAUAGUUCCAUGCUAAUGGAAGAAAGUGGAGGAAGUGCAUGUGAACUGCAUGAUAAUGUAACAAAGGAAAAACAUCUGUAUCAGAUCCAGUCCAGAAGUGCUCGUCGUAAAAAAGCUAAAAGAAAAUGGUUGCGGGAAUUAAAGUCUCAAGAUGAUCAGAAUAAGGAAAUGCGGGUUUCACCUAAUGUUAUUCACAGAGAAUCACCUGAGCAGCAAGAGAUAGCUCAGGCCACUGAACUAGAGAAAGAAAUUGUUCCUGUUGUAAUUCGUCCUGGUCAUAUUCGUUUUCAGCCUUUAGAUGAAGAAUGUAGCCAAGGGCAAUCACAGGAAACUAUGGAAACUUUUCAAUGGAAUGGAACAACUAGCAAGAAGAAGGGGCAAAAGUGGGGUAGGGAGAAGACGAUGGGAAACUGGAACAAUGCUGAUGGUUAUAACGAGCCUAAUGAAAAGAAUAUUGGGAGCAAACGGAAUGAUGCUAAUGAUUAUAAGGGACAAGAAUUGGCUGGGGAAAAGACCGUGAGCAAAUGGAAUGAUACUAAUGGUUAUAAUGGAGAGACAUGUGAUAGGGAUAAGACCAUGACUGAAUUGAAGGAUUCAAAGGGUUAUAAAGAACAGUCUAACAGAAUGGAGAAGACUGCAAACAAAUUGUAUGAUGCCAAUGGUUAUACAGAACAAUAUAGUGCAAAGGGUAGCAAAUGGAAGGAUGCUAAUGGUGAACACUCUGAUGGGAGGGGUUUAUCUGAAAAAGGGCAGAGAGGAAGCAGCCAAAUAGAUUUUGAAAGCCUUCUGCCUUUAGCACGCAUUCCUCAGGUAGGUGAUGUGCUUGCAUAUCGUUUAAUUGAGCUAUCUUCUUCAUGGUGUCCUGAGGUUUCUUCUUAUCGAGUAGGACAAGUUACAUCAUACGAUCACGUAUCUAUGAGCGUAACUCUGGUCCCUGUACCUGAAUUCCCUAUUAUCUCAGAGGAGAAUACAGAACAAAGGGAUUCCAUGGUUCAGGAGAACUCACUUUACAAUGAAGAUGGCUCUUUACAGAUUCACUUUCAGUCACUGGUUGAUGUGCGUUUACUCAAAGCCAGCAUUCAGGAAGAAACAACACCACAUAAUUCUAGAAGAGAAGUGAGCACCAAUGAAUUAGCAGCUCCUCUUAUGAACAACUCGGAGCUAGAUGACACCAAUGCUGAAGAGACCGUUGCCCAAGCCAUAGAGAAGGGAAAUGCGAAUGAGUCAGUUUGGGACCAAAUCAAACAGGCCCUUGAGGAGAAAAGGGCACAGCUGCAGAAGAAGGAUGGCUGUGAUGAAGGGACCCCAAAUAAGAGCAAUGCAGGUACUUCAGGGUUGUACAAAGCAUUGAGGAGGAGUGCUGUGGGGCCCACACUCGCCUAUCUAAGAGGGAGGAAAGACGAGGAUACCGAUAAAAAGUGAGGUGCUCGCUGUACUUCUCUCACGCGAAAGGUUACGAAAAAAAUUUCACAGCCCCAACUCUUAACAUUUUUGCACUGUAAGUGUGUUAAUGUCGUGAAAAAUACGUUGUAGAUAUGCAUGUCUGUACUUUUAAGGUGAAUAUGGUGGUGAUGUUUGAAUUUGUUCGGGAACUCUACGAGUUUAGUGGAAGCUCAGUUCAAUGGGUUAAUCUAUCGAGGUUCUCUAAUCUGUGACGCGAGCUUACUUAGUGAAAUGCCGUAAUGUACUAUAGCGUCUUACCUGUGACCGGAGCUAGAACAUAGUCAAAUGUCAAGGGAUCCAUAUUAAAAAGGCACUGUGUGUUUAGAUAUGACACCCUUAAGAUUUUUUUUUUUUUGAAAUAAACAUGUUCAUUAUGA